AUGUUCCGCUGGACCGCCGGCACAAAGGCGCGGGCGGACCGCGCGUCACGUCAGCGCGGCCACCCUGGAGGCUCUGCACGUCUUCUUCUCGCACGCUGUCGUCAUCUUCACCCUCGCCCAAGCGACGCCGCCACGUCGUCGGCCGCCGCUACCGCCCUCGGCGUUGCUGUGGCCGCUGUUUCCCAAAGCUCAGCGCAUUCGGGCACCGAGCAGGUUCACAGUUCACUGACCGUGGUACAAUCAGCUCCAGUAGUACUGGAUGAUGAGGUCGCUGACGCCGCCGUAGUGACUGAAGGUGUCUUCUGUGGCGCAGUGAUAGAGGGAGCUGCUCAGACGAGCGUGUGCUCACUGUCGACGACGACGGAUAUCUCCUCUCCGGUACUAGACGCCCCCGUGAGUGAGGCGGUCCCAGCGAAGAACAACGAGUGCAGCAACACCCUCCAAGGUGCAACGGCAGAGGUUGCUUCCAGUCUAUGUCCCGCACCUUUCCUAUCGCACCGCUGCAGUGUAGUACCUCCGUCACCCCCUCGCGACGUAGUGGUCAACCACGGCAGCGACCCGUCAGAGCGUCUGUCCAGAACAUCAUCUUCACUCCCUUUCAUCGUAUUACUGAAAAAGCAACAAACACCGCACCCACCGUCACCACCGCUGUCGGAGAGGUCAACCCUCUGCUACCGAGCCCUGCCACCGCCUCCCCUGCAGUCUUCCUCGCACUCAUCCUCGGCUGCCGAGACGGAACCGCUUGUCGAAGCUCUGGAGGUAAAGGCGGCACGACGAGGAGCAUGCAGGCGCACACUAGAGCGGUCAUUGCUGCAUCAUAGAGAAUGGAGGCAGCGGCAUAAGAGGCAGCGAUGUGGUGAGAAGCCGCAUGACAGAUCAUGUGGCACCAAUGCACUGGUACAGAGCAGCGAAGAGGAAGUGGCCGACACCUACGCAAAGGUGCAACGACAACGUCAGCGGCAGUGCAUUGAGAAACAAGCUGGUGGAGAGAGGUGGCCGAGCUUUAGCAUCAAUGACUCCUCCGGUUCCUACCUCCAUCAGCGGGAUCGGAUAACACAACGUGAGGAGCAGCAGCCGAGACCCCACUCUCGACUCCGCGUCGCUGAGCAGUCGGUAGAUUGCAUCGCGGUACAGCUGCCGCUACAGCGGGCAAAGGACGCGCCUGCGCCCACGAUAACCCACACCACGGUCGCCUCUCCAUCUACUCAUUUUGGAGCUCAGUCAUCGUCGUUGCUCACGUGCGCGGAGCGACGAGAGUCACAAGCAUGCUUUGCUCAAGACGACGACCAUUCACUACCCGCUGGCAUGGCGAUAGAGGUGGCCUCCGACACCUUCCGCCACGACAACAAUGGGGGUACACUUGCCACACGAGGAGAUGUACGCUUCUCAGAAGGCGCCGGAGGCCGCUCUCUGCCCAUCUUCGACAGUUCUCCAGGCUACCCCGAUGGACAUGUGGGCACCUACACGGCUAGGGAGACGAUGUUGUCGUGGAACGCACUGCCCAUCACUUCAACGUUCAGGUUCCCCAAGAACUCUCCCAAGCAUGAACUGAUGCCUGUCUUCGAGGACCAGGCGCUGGGUUGGUUCCCGCAAGAACAGGUACAAGCUUCGCAAGACGUAUUCGAGUAUGCGAACACCGCAGGCGGGAUGGGCCGAGUCGUAAGGGAUGACCACAACCGAUACGGGGUAGCGCCGCUGGUUGAGUCUGGCUGGAGUGUAGUGGAACCUGAAUUCGCGUUUGCAGCCACGCCAGCCGGAGAUGGCGAGGCGUAUCUCUGGAUGCCCGAAUCCGGUCCCCCUUCUUUCACUCCCUGGAUGCAGCGUGAUUCUGACGGUGGUACCUACGCUGGUGCGUAUGCCCUGCCAGCUGAUCGAGUAGUGGCGCCUGGCGGAGGCCUUGCCCUUGACCUUGGCGACACUCAUGCAGGCUUCUAUGGAGGCACACCAAAGGAGCCGAGCUGGUGGCCUUCCUCAGCCGAUGCCGACUGUCGCGACGCCGAAGGUGGACAUGACUGGCAGCUGCGUGUCGGCCGUUGUCCUACGUCAUUGGCGUGUUUGAGCAGCGUUAGCGCUCUGCUUGGAUCUCGUGGCAUCAGUACAGAAGCUCCGUCUCUUUCUGGUCUGUUCAGCUCACAUGCAGUGCCUCGUGAGUUACCCCCGACACCUGCGUCCCCGUGGACGACCGCUGGCGAGGGUGGAGUAGAAGUCAGUGGAAGAGGCAGAUACGGUGACCGCAACUUUUCUGGGAGAGGCUCGUCUCUGUGCCUGCUACCCCGCUCCUUCGAGUGUGCUCUGGGAAGCAACUUCGGUCGUGGCGAUGGGGACCUGGCUUUGUGUUCUACACAGGCGGCGGCGCCGCCAAGCCACGACUGCAGUUAUCCUCCACAGUCACAGGCUCACUCCGUGCCAUUUUUUGGUUUACCGAUUUCUCCUAGUGUAGUGAGCCCCUCCAACAACACCACCCCUGCUGCUGCUCCAGCACCACCUCGAGCAUCGCGGCUACGCCAGCGUCACGGCGGCAGCGCGUGGGGAUUGCGUGCGCUGAACGGCACGACAGAGCGCUGUCGCCGCUUUUGGGAGCGCUGUCGGCAGUCCCACGUGCCCAACUAG
Molecule: messenger RNA, 2610 nt
Organism: Leishmania braziliensis MHOM/BR/75/M2904
Lineage: Eukaryota; Euglenozoa; Kinetoplastea; Trypanosomatida; Trypanosomatidae
Exons: 1
Coding region: 1-2610 (869 amino acids)
Source: RefSeq, a predicted model, not a curated record